AUGAAGUCACCAACAUUCACCACCAGAUUUCUGAAGUUUCUGAAGUUUCUGAAGUUACCUCUAUUGUACAGAUGUCUUGCUACCAAGAGCAAAGUAGUCCAAACUACGGAUGAGGCGCUUGCAGAUGUGGGAUCUAAUAUAACAUUAUUAUCUGGUGGGUUCGGGCUCAGUGGUGUUCCCGACACUUUGAUCAAUGCCAUGGUAAAAAAGCCAGAAAUUACCAACAUUGUAGCUGUUUCUAAUAAUGCUGGACUUGACGGACGAGGAUUAUCGCAAUUAUUGGUAACCGGUCAAAUCACAAAGAUGAUCAGUAGUUACAUAGGUAGUAAUCGAACUUUUGAGAAAUUGUACUUGACCGGUGGUAUCGAUUUGGAAUUGACACCUCAGGGAAAUUUGGCUGAACGUGUCAGAGCAGGUGCUGCUGGUAUACCGGCAUAUUAUUCACCAGUUGGUGUUGGAACUUGGCUAGAAGAGGGUAAAUUACCCGUGAGAUAUGACAGUUCUGGAGAAAAGAUUUUGAAACAAAGCAAACCCAGAGAAGUGAGAACUUUUGGUGGUAAGAAUUACUUAUUAGAAGAAGCAAUUCAAGGAGAUGUGGCACUUGUCAAGGCAUAUAAAGUUGAUACAUUGGGUAAUUGUUGGUUCCGAGGUGCAGCCAAUAAUUUCAAUUCGAUAAUGGGUAAGAAUGCCAAAUUGACCAUUGUAGAAGCUGAACAUAUAGUUGAGCCAGGUGAGAUUAAACCGGAGGAUGUCCAUUUGCCUGCUAUAUACGUUGAUCGUAUUAUCCAGUCAACGACACCUAAGGAUAUUGAGAUUUUCAAAUAUUCAGAGAGUGAUGAGACAUCAUCAUCAUCAUCACUGGAAAAAACUUUAAGUGCAAGUGAGUUGAAAAGAUCCAAGAUCAUUCGUAGAGCAGCCCAAGAGUUUAAAGAUGGAUCAUUUGUUAACUUGGGAAUUGGUAUGCCCACUUUAGCGCCAAACUAUUUACCCAAGGAUAUACAUGUUGUUUUACAAUCUGAAAAUGGUCUUUUAGGAUUGGGUCCAUAUCCAAAAAAGGGCCAAGAAGACCCAGACUUGAUUAAUGCAGGAAAGGAAACAGUUACCCUUGAACCGGGUGCUUCAUUAUUUGGUUCGGAAGAAUCGUUUGCUAUGAUUAGGAGCGGUAAGAUUGAUUUGACAAUUUUAGGAGGUUUGCAAGUUGCUGCAAAUGGAGAUCUAGCAAACUGGGGAUUACCUGGUAGGGUUAAAGGCAUGGGCGGAGCAAUGGAUUUAGUAAGUAAUCCUGCAAACACAAGAGUAGUUGUUGUUAUGGAGCACGUGGAUAAAAAGAAUAGACCCAAGAUUUUAGAGCAAUGUCAGUUCCCAUUGACUGGUCAAAGAUGUGUUUCCAGAAUCAUUACCGAUUUGGCCGUGUUUGAUAUUAUUAACGAGAAACUAGUAUUGAUUGAAAUUGAUCCUGAGAGCAGUAUUGAGGAGAUUAGAGAGAAAACAGGAGCAAAAUUCAAUGUCUCACCGGAGUUAAAGACCAUUAGUAUUUAA
This is a messenger RNA of Lodderomyces oxycetoniae, 1539 nucleotides long. RefSeq lists its product as uncharacterized. Bases 1 to 1539 code for a protein of 512 amino acids. The record is from RefSeq and is a predicted model, not a curated record. Gene Ontology annotation, molecular function: succinyl-CoA:3-oxo-acid CoA-transferase activity. Gene Ontology annotation, biological process: ketone body catabolic process. The transcript has a single exon. Lineage: Eukaryota; Fungi; Ascomycota; Pichiomycetes; Serinales; Debaryomycetaceae.